Molecule: messenger RNA, 951 nt
Organism: Cornus florida
Lineage: Eukaryota; Viridiplantae; Streptophyta; Magnoliopsida; Cornales; Cornaceae
Product: mitochondrial metalloendopeptidase OMA1-like
Exons: 4
Coding region: 1-951 (316 amino acids)
Cellular component (GO): membrane
Molecular function (GO): metalloendopeptidase activity
Source: RefSeq, a predicted model, not a curated record
AUGUGCAUGAGCAAGAGCCUUGGUCGUAUUCGUAUACAGAGAGUUCCAUACUCAAAGCGAAUCCGUAUGUUCACAAUCUCCAACGAAUUGGAAAGAUGGUUGGCACAGCAUUGCUUGGAGAAUAUGGAGAAGGAAAACAAAGGGAGAAUACUUGGUGCAACACACCCACACAGUGUUCGUGCGCAAUCCAUAUUGAGAAACAUAGUUCAAGGAAUGCACACUGGUUUAGAGCUUAAACGUGACUGCUGUGUUUCAGGGUAUGGAUCGGAAGGCACUUUACUUGUAUCAAGGGUACACCAGGAGGAGAGCCAAACGAGGCCUAAGAAAUCGAUCAUAAAAUUUGGGACUAUGCAUUUGGAAGGAUUGAAUUGGCAGGUGGUGGCGGUGGAAUCUUCUGAUAAAAAUGCUGCGUACCUCUCCAACGGGAAGAUUGUUAUUUCUAAAGGGUUGCUUGACAUUCACAAUUCAGAUGCAGAAAUAGCAACCGUUCUAGGACAUGAGGUUAGGCAUGGUGUGGCAAACCAUGAAUCAGGAUUGUGCGCGACUUGUGUCCUUCUAUGGCUGUUUUCUCGAGUGCCGAUACUCGCAAUGACAGCAAAAGGAGUAUUUAUGUACCUAUCACGGAGGAGGAAGAGGCCGUUCUUUUCCGGUGACGGAAAUCCCAAACUGUUUGCUGUAAUCUAUCACUUCGCCAUUUCAGACUUCCCCACUUCGCUUGAUGACGGAGUCGUCUCGUCGCCAUCCUCCAUAUUGUUGCCGACCAACUCUCUGCUGGGUAUGACCCUCAAGUUGCGCCAAAAUAUUGAGAGGCUUGGUCAUUCUGGAGAGUAUUUGUUAGCAACUCACCCAUCUGGACCAAAGAGAGCUAGGUUGCUAAACAAAGUGAUGGGAACAGCACUGGAAAUAUACAAGGGAGUGAUGUCCGGACACGGGGUGAAGUGCUUUGUUUGA